Messenger RNA from Corythoichthys intestinalis (scribbled pipefish), 1622 nucleotides. RefSeq names its product cathepsin H (gene ctsh). The coding region runs from base 16 to 1014 and encodes 332 amino acids. NCBI's taxonomy places the organism in Eukaryota, Metazoa, Chordata, Actinopteri, Syngnathiformes, Syngnathidae. Gene Ontology annotation, molecular function: cysteine-type endopeptidase activity. Gene Ontology annotation, cellular component: lysosome. The transcript has 12 exons. The record is from RefSeq and is a predicted model, not a curated record.
GUUGUGAGGAAGAGUAUGGCGCUCACGCUGGUAGCGUUAUUGAGCACCACCCUGUUUGCUUUUGUUUAUUUGCAGCCAUUGAAUUUACUCAAAGAGGAGUAUGAAUUCAAACAGUGGAUGUCACACCAUAACAAAGUGUACGACAUCGAAGAGUACUUCUAUCGCCUCCGCAUCUUCACAGAGAAUAAGAAGAGAGUCGAUGCCCACAAUGAGGGGACUCACUCUUUUACAAUGGGCCUAAACCAGUUCUCAGACCUGACAUUUGAUGAAUUCAGAAAGGGUUUUCUUCUCCAGAAACCUCAGAAUUGUUCAGCCACCAAGGGGAAUCAUGUAAGGAGUAGUGGGCCUUAUCCCAAAUCUGUGGAUUGGAGGACUAAAGGCAACUUUGUGACACCGGUGAAGAACCAGGGUCACUGUGGAAGUUGUUGGACCUUCUCUGCCACAGGAUGUUUGGAGUCAGUGAAUGCCAUUGCCACUGGAAAGUUGAUAUCUCUGUCAGAGCAGCAGCUAAUUGACUGCGCGCAGGACUUCAACAAUCAAGGAUGCAUGGGUGGGCUUCCCAGUCAGGCUUUUGAGUACAUCAAGUACAGCAAGGGUCUCAUGACGGAAGAAGACUAUCCCUAUAAAGGCUAUGAUGACACCUGCCACUUCCAGCCUAUGCUAGCCGCCGUUUUCGUCCAUGAUGUCGUCAACAUAACGACUUAUGACGAGCAGGCCAUGGUGGACGCCGUGGCUCGACUCAACCCUGUGACUUUUGGCUUUGAGGUGACGGACGACUUCAUGCACUAUAAGGAUGGGGUUUACAGCAGCACUCUAUGUAAGAACACUGCUGACUCGGUCAAUCACGCUGUGCUGGCCGUGGGAUAUGGCGUCAACGAAGGGGCGACACCAUAUUGGAUCGUGAAGAACUCCUGGGGUGCCACCUGGGGAGCAGACGGAUAUUUUCUGAUCGAGCGAGGAAAGAACAUGUGUGGACUGGCAGCCUGUGCUUCCUACCCACUUCUUUUGCUUUGAAAAAUAACAUGCAGGACUUUGGCAAAUAAAGUAUGUAUACUGUUAAAAUGCUGAAGAAGCAGUCACAAGGUCUUGGAUAUGCUUUGUUGCUGAAAUGGAUUAUGUGUUUAAAAAAAAAAAAAAUCAUUUCGCACUGCUUGUCGCCAUGACUGAAUUGAUUUGUAUGGGACUGAACAUUUUAAUGACAAAAUAUGUCAUUCUUAUAUCAUUAUGUAAUGUGCUUUAUGGUGUCAUGGACUCAUGGAUGUAUUCUACUUGGUAUGAUUUAUUUCUAAGUCACAAAAAACACACUUUAAUUGGUCCACAUUACUCAUAUACUUUGAAGCCAAAUAAUGGUCAUAAAUAUUUUUGACAUUUUUUUUUUCUGGAUUUCCAUCCUUUUCAUGUCUUACUUUUCAGGUUCUUUUGUCUUUGUCUUCACGUGUUAUCAUCAGCCUUGCUCCUCUUUUAAUCAUCGCUCUCUAGCCAAGUAUGACUUGUACACACUGUUUUUAUUUAAGUUCGCUGUUCAAUCAGUCAGUUUCAAACCAUUGUCAAGUGAUACCUUUAUAUCUUGGUUUCUCCCCGCACGUCCUACUUUGUAUUUAUGGGGGGAAAAUACAGUUUUU